UCUCCAUCCAUUAAUCCAUAUCACCCUAGGUCCCUCCCUUUAAAAAAGCUUUGCUAGCCAACACUAAAGCUACAAUAUAUAUUUUAUUUUAUAAAUUUAUAUUAGAAAAUGGGUAUUAAAUCUUCCAUAAGAAAAGAAGUUGAUGCAAUAGAAGAUGACUAUAACGAUGAUGAUGAUAAAUACAAAAACCACCACAUUCCAGGAAAAAGAAGAUCACUCUAAUUUCUCCAACCUUACUCUAAACCUUACCCCAUCCCCAACCUGGAAACUAUACGAAAAUCCUUUCUAUAGUUGUCCUCAAAACUAUAAUCAUAACCAAGAAAACAUAAGGCAGCAAGGCCAAGAACAAGAACAAGAAGAAAACAAGCAACUUCAUCUACUCCAUUUGCCCGUUUCUACUCGAAAGAUUGCAGCAUCCUUCUUUGAUCUUACCUUUAUCAAGCCAUUUAUGGAUUCGGACCUCGAGACUGCUCAAAGCCAGAUAACGGAGCUUAAAGCACAACUUGAAUAUGAACGUAAAGCGCGCAAGAAGGCUGAGUCCUUAACCAAGAAGUUGACAAAACAAGUGUCCGGAGAGAGGAAAGAAAGAGAAGCAUUGGAGAAAGUAUGUGAAGAGCUUGCGGUUCAGUUAACGUCUAGUAAGUCGGAAAUCAAUAGGCUGAAGAUGGACAUGGAAGAAGAAAGAAAGAUGUUACGUGUGGCUGAAGUUUUAAGAGAAGAAAGAGUUCAAAUGAAGCUUAGUGAUGCCAAACAUUUGCUGGAAGAAAAGAUUUCGGAAUUGGAAAUUACGAAAAUAACCCAUCACAAGCAUAAUAAUUAUGAUCAAGAAGAGUCUGAAAAUGAUCACACUAUUGUUAUAUCAGCCGGAAAUCCACUUAAGUUACAAGGUAGAAAGCAGGUGUCAUUAGAGCCUGAAAACCCACACAUUAAACGUGGAAUCCGUGGGUUUGUCGAGUUUCCACGGGUUGUUAAAGCAAUCGGGUCGAGAGGUAGGAACCUGGGUACCAAAUUAGAGUGUCAAAAGGCUCAACUCAUGAUACUAUUGAAACAGAAGACACAAAUCCAGUCGAACAAUCUAAUCACGAGUUGAGUACGUUUAAUUUGAUCAUGAUCAAUUACACUUAUAAUUAUUACUACUAUACUAGUAUUAAUUUUUUCAUUAUAAAUAACUAAGUUGAUGUUGGUUCUUGGUGAUUAAGUAAUAAUUCAGAAAUUCUAGUAAAAUUGUGUGUUUUUAUUGAUGUGUUUUUUUUUUUUUUUAAGAUCUCAUAGUGCUUGUAAUAUUGAUGAAAUGUUGUAUGUAACUUUAGAUUAUUCUUUUGAAAUGGUGGUAAUGAUUCAAGGACCAUUGGCACAUGGUUUACCUUUACCUCAAAUAAAUAUAUAGUAAUAAAAUGGUGGACCUCUCUUAUUAUUAUCUAA
Molecule: messenger RNA, 1422 nt
Organism: Erigeron canadensis
Lineage: Eukaryota; Viridiplantae; Streptophyta; Magnoliopsida; Asterales; Asteraceae
Product: protein BRANCHLESS TRICHOME-like
Exons: 1
Coding region: 155-1090 (311 amino acids)
Source: RefSeq, a predicted model, not a curated record